GUUUUAGUUUCCCCAUCUCUAUGAGCAAUAUAUAAAUAAAUAAAAAUUUGUGAUUAACAACGUCGUUUACAGUUAAUUGGUAGAUAGAGGCAUUAAAUUGUAAAGAUUUGUUGGUUAUUUUGUAUGCCAACUGUCCCACAAAGCAAAUCUUGGCUUGGAAAUCUUUAAUAAAUUCCAAACUAAAUAAUGGGAUGCGAUGGCGGAACCAUUCCCAGGCGCGAUGAGCUGGUGCGCGUGAAGCAAAAGCCCGAACAGAAAGACAAGGAUGCGGAGAGGGAGUUUCGGUGGCGCCACUGCACCCUGACCCAGCAGCGCCUUCAGGAGCCGAUCGCCAUGUGCGGCAUGGGCAGGCUGUACUCCAAGCAGAGCGUGAUCGAGCGGCUGCUGGAGAAGGAGCCGAUGCCGGAGACGGCGGCGCACGUGAAGAGCAUGAAGGACAUCCGCCAGCUGCAGCCGACCCCUAAUCCCGCCUUCACGGAGGAGGACAAGACCGAGGGUCUGCUGGACGCCCGUCACGCUCCCUACAUCUGCAAGCUGAUUGGCCUCGAGAUGUCCGGCAAGUUCCGUUUCGUGGCUCUGUGGAGCUGCGGAUGCGUAGUGUCCGAGCGGGCCUUGAAGCAGAUCAAGGGCAGCGCUGCCAGCACUUGUCCGCUGUGCCAGACACCCUACAGCGUCGAGGACGUGGUGGUGCUCAACGGCAACGACGAGGACCUCGAGCUGAUGCGGGUCAAAAUGGAAAUGCGGGCAGCCAAGCGCAAGUCCUCGAAGAAGGAGAAGAAGGGGGCCAACAAGGUGCAAGUUAAAGCUGAGCCCGAGGAGUCCCAAGAGCCAGUGGCCUCCACAUCAAAGUCUGCUGCGCCGGAGAAGCCCACCACAAGCUCGAAAGUCAAGGCGGUGGCUCCGCUCAAGCGACUGGGUGCCGUCAAUGCCAUGCAGGAUCCCGAACUGAAGCGUCUCAAGAGCGAGUUCAGCGUGGCCAAGGAUCCCAAGGCCAGCGACGUGUACAAAUCGCUUUUCACAACCCACAAGACCGAGAAGGACCAGGAGCGCGCCCACUGGGUCACCUACAAUCCCUUUUACAAUUAAUAUAUAGUUUAGUUUAAGCUUGCCCUUUCACAUCAGUCACAUUGGGACUUGGUGCGUAGCCUGAUCCUAUAAACCAGACACACACAGUUCAAUCAAAUACAAUCGACGACAAUGUUUCGUUCAGCCUACCAGAAA
This is a messenger RNA of Drosophila elegans, 1221 nucleotides long. Its product is annotated as replication termination factor 2. NCBI's taxonomy places the organism in Eukaryota, Metazoa, Arthropoda, Insecta, Diptera, Drosophilidae. Gene Ontology annotation, biological process: site-specific DNA replication termination at RTS1 barrier; mitotic DNA replication termination. Gene Ontology annotation, cellular component: nucleus. The coding region runs from base 187 to 1086 and encodes 299 amino acids. The transcript is spliced from 3 exons. The record is from RefSeq and is a predicted model, not a curated record.